CGCAGCAAGCCGGAAAGGAAAGGCGCCGGACCUGGCCAAAGUCCGCGGUGGCCUUUUCUUCGGUAGUGCCAGUCACGGUCUGACCUGUAAUUCAGAUGUUUCUCAAUUUUAUCGAGGCAUUUAGCAACCAUGCGCUAUUUAACCAUUUAAUCCUGCUUCGUUUUCUGGAUUUGCACAACAUCCUGCGCCGUAAAUAGCGGCAUAAUCCGAGCUUUUUAAUGCAAGCUAGGUUAAAAUAGGGUUUGGCUACUUAGUUCCUGGUAUGUCGUGAGAACGUAAACCUGCCCCCAACAUGCCAAGAUUGCAGAAAGAAGAAGUCUCGCCUCACAAUUAAAUUGGAUUGUGCCCAUGAGGAUAUCUUUACAGCCAAGAGUGCACCUUUAUGUGGGCGUCGUCCCUGAAAAUGCCCUGGGUCGAUCCAAAUGAAGACGGUUUUGCUGACAAGUGGAUCCUGCCAUAGUGUGGAUAUAAUGCUAGGAAGAAGAAGAGAAUAACAUUCCAGUUACUGUAAAUAAGCCUUCAGGCAGGCGUGCAGGACUACAAUGACAGCUACAACCCUAGCCAGCAGCGGACAGAAACUUUCUAAUACCAAAGAGGAAAGGAAGUUAAGAAAACCUUUGAUUGAAAGGAAGCGAAGAGAGCGGAUUAACAAUUGUUUGGACCAGCUCAAGGAAACAGUUGUUGGAGCCUUUCGGCUUGAUCAGUCAAAACUUGAAAAAGCAGAUAUCUUGGAAAUGACAGUAAAACAUCUCCAGAAUAUCCAACACAACAGAAAUAUAGAUUCUAAAAUGGGUCUUGAAGCUCAGCAGAGGUACAGCAGUGGAUAUAUUCAGUGCAUGCAUGAAGUCCACAACCUCCUCCUGACUUGUGACUGGAUGGACAAGACACUUGGAGCACGAUUAUUGAACCAUCUAUUGAAAUCCUUGCCCAAAUCCAAUGAGGAGGCUUGCAAGGAGAACCCGAACACUUCCACUCCAGUGAAUGGCAAGGGAAAUACAACAGAGUCUAGCCAAUCUCAGGAGCAGAUGUAUCCAACUGAAGUCAAACUGGGAUUGAAAAAGUCAUUUCAGCCACAGCCAUCAUCACGAUGUAAUCAGCAUGAGUUGCCACAUCCCAGGGAGAUUUUGCAACCUCAUUUUGCACAUAAUGGUGUUAACAUGGGGUCAUUGGAUAUGUGGAGACCAUGGUAAAAAUAUCUUGGGGGGAAUUUCUUUCUAAUUUUAGACCCUCUUUUAUAUGUAUCUUAUAGAUAUGUCUCUUUAAAACACUUUUUGGAGCACAUCUGCUCUGGUAGGUGUGCUAAACACCAGGGUACUUCAAGCCGGAAGAAAUCUCUAUGUAGCCUGCAUUGUAGAAGGCUGCUAUUAUAUUGUAUUUAUUGAAUACAUCUAAAUUAUUUUACAGAAUCUUCUCUGUGGCUGCUUAGUAUACAGUAAAUGACAGUGAUGACUCGUCAGGAUUACGCUCCGGAAAAGCCAAACUUCCAGGUUCUAGCACGCAUGCACGCCCGAUGAUCAGCUGGUUGGUGCACAUGCGCAGGCUGGUUUUCAGCACUGCCAUGCACGCAAAGGGUUCACGCUCUGGAAAAGCCGUACUUUGGGUUCUGGUGCAUCCAACAAUCAGUUGACCAGCACGCAUGUGCACACCGGUUUUCGGCACUGCCACAUGCGAAGGACAGCUGAUCAUUGUGCAUGCAUGUGCAGCAGAAACCCAGAAGACAAACAGGCAAGGCCGGAUAUGCCAGGCAACAUGGCUUCAUGUGCCACUCUGGGCAUGCGUGCCAUAGGUUCACCAUCAUGGGUAUAUAACAUCUAAAAUUCCUUUUCAUAUGUUAUUAAAAUUAACAAAGGAUUAAUAAAAAUAGAAGCAAAUACAAGCCACUCUCAUUUGUCUCUGGUUUAUAUGAUAAUUUUUGAAACUCUCCUUAAUACUCCCCAUCCAACCUCUUAA
Messenger RNA from Ahaetulla prasina, 1950 nucleotides. Its product is annotated as transcription cofactor HES-6-like. The transcript is spliced from 7 exons. Gene Ontology annotation, cellular component: nucleus. Lineage: Eukaryota; Metazoa; Chordata; Lepidosauria; Squamata; Colubridae. Bases 543 to 1190 code for a protein of 215 amino acids. The record is from RefSeq and is a predicted model, not a curated record. Gene Ontology annotation, biological process: regulation of neurogenesis; anterior/posterior pattern specification; regulation of transcription by RNA polymerase II. Gene Ontology annotation, molecular function: RNA polymerase II cis-regulatory region sequence-specific DNA binding; DNA-binding transcription factor activity, RNA polymerase II-specific; protein dimerization activity.